GAAGAUCAGUUGAUCUGCUAGAGAAGUGAAAGCUAACACGUGGGACUAAAAUGUUGUAAUUUUGUGCUCAUUCUUCAUGACACAGUAGUCCCCUUUUAAUUGUGAUUUGUCGAGGACAAUUCUAUUAUUAUCUGAAGGCAAAGUUUCCUUUUCAGUUGAUUGGAGAGCUGUUGUAUCAUGGAGGACAAGGAGGAUGAUGAUUAUGAGUACAGGAUCAAAGAAGGGGACUAUGUUGUUUUAAAACGACACGAAAUCUACAAAGCUGUGCAAAUUCAGUUGAAAAAGAAAGUGAUUUUUGAGAAGCAGUGGAUAUUUUUGGACAAAGCAGUGGGACAGUUGUACAGAACAUCAUUUGAGAUCGUGUCUGGAGGGAGCCUGCAGCCUCUGCAGGUGAAGGACAGCGAGAGUCUCACAGAGGCCAAGGUGGCAGGAACAGACAACAGGAGCAUCAAUGAUGAUGGAAAGUCCCAGAAGCUGACCAAGGAUGACAUUGAAAUGCUCAAAGAGCAAGGUCUGAAGAGUGAGGAAAUUGUCCAGCAGCUCAUAGACAGCAGCUCCACAUUUAAUGAUAAGACUGGAUAUUCCCAGGAAAAAUACAUCAAGAAGAAGAAGAAAAAGUAUGAGAACACCGUGACAAUUUUAAAACCAACUUGCCGCAUCCUGGCAAUGAUGUACCAUGGCCGUGAGCCUGGGAAGAUCUGCCACAUGCGAUACGACACGCUCGCCCAGAUUCUGACUCUGGCCAACAUCCACGCUGGCUCUAAGGUUCUGGUGUUUGACACCUGUGCUGGACUUGUGCUGGGGUCCAUCAUGGAAAGAAUGGGAGGUUAUGGCUCGGUGAUCCAGAUGUACCCAGGAGCUGGGCCUGUUCGUGCAGCCGUGGAGAGCUUUGGCUUUCCAGCACGUUUUCAUGACAUGCUGCAUGAGUUUCCCAUCUGCCACGUCAACGCUUUGAUGGCAGGCACUCUGGACGUGGCUGGCAAAGACUCCGUCGCUGAUGGAAAGCAGGUCAACGUGACUGCAGAUGAAGAACAAAACCAGCAGGAAGGUGGUCCCGGGGAAGAAAGUAUGGAGACGAAGACCAGUGGCGGCACCGAACAGGACCAAGAAACUAUCGAGAAAGAGGAACGCAGAAAAGCCAAAGCUGAAGAAAGAAAGGUGAAGCUGGAAGAGAAGCAGAGGAAAUUGGCGGCAGCUGCUGCUCUGCUGGAAGGCAGGAAUGCCGAUGGGUUGGUAAUAGCAAGUCGGUUUCACCCGUGCCCCGUCGUGUUGCGCCUGAUUGAAUUUGUUUCCCCAUCCAGACCCUUUGUGGUGUAUUCCCAGUACUUAGAGCCUCUUAUUGAGUGCUACACUAAAUUAAAGGAAAGAGGUGGUACAGUAAACCUCAGAAUCACAGACACCUGGCUCAGGAGAUACCAGGUGUUGUCUGACAGGACACAUCCUCUCCUGCUGAUGAGUGGCGGCGGGGGCUACGUCCUCUCAGGGACCACUGUUGCCUUGGACCGCUCCAAACCAGCUAGUUCCCCGCAAGCGUUGGAACCGGCAGCGAAGAGGCAGAAACUGAAAGACUGAGGGAAUAAAAUACAGAAGCAUCACACCUUAUACGGGGCACAUAACCGGCCGUCCAUAGCGAUUGAGCUUUGGACUGUCUACCUUGAACUUAUCUGAUAUUUCUGGAGCAGAGAUGACGGGGUGUCUGGGUUUGCUUUCAUCGGAUUAAUAUUUUCUCCAGUCCUUUGUGCUCGUGUCAGAGCAGGUUAAGGCAUAACGAGUCAACUGCAAACCAGUUUAAGCUCGGUAACGAAUGUUUUGGUUUGUUUUUUUAUUUAAGGAUGGGUAAAAUAGUCAUUUUUGUGCUAAAGAUAGGUAAAGUGUCUUAUGCCUUGCGACCAGGUGUUAAACUGUCUUUUAGUUUAUUUUAUUUUUUUAAUUAAACUGUUCUUUUAUGAAUCAGUUGUUAAUGCAGCUUCACUGUUGCCUACAUCUGUUUCUACGAUAAUUACAAACUGUGUGAAAAGUCCUUGUGAGUGACCACCUUAACUUCAGGAAUUAAAAUGCAGACAUUC
Molecule: messenger RNA, 2066 nt
Organism: Cololabis saira (Pacific saury)
Lineage: Eukaryota; Metazoa; Chordata; Actinopteri; Beloniformes; Belonidae
Gene: trmt6
Product: tRNA methyltransferase 6 non-catalytic subunit
Exons: 12
Coding region: 178-1572 (464 amino acids)
Biological process (GO): tRNA methylation
Cellular component (GO): nucleus; tRNA (m1A) methyltransferase complex
Source: RefSeq, a predicted model, not a curated record